UUUUACUCCUAUAAGAUACAAUAACGUAGGGCGCGAGGUGUCUCGCAUGUUAUUUUAAAAGUUUUUUUUUACGUGCACGUUGAAAAUGAUUAGACCACUAUUGCUUCUAGUCAUAGCUUUAUUUGUGCCGACACAUGAACAGGACACGCCGAAUUCGCCCUGUCCCAAUGUGUUUAUGUAUGAGCCGACAACUAACGAGGCAGGGAGGUGGUAUGGAGCUGUCAACCUAUCAACAGACAGCACAUUGCAUUCCUUGUGGUUGAACAUCGUAUUGGACAGCAAAGCAGACAUUUUGGGAAACUGGGUUGGAGAUGUCUCAACAACGGACAACAUGGAUUUCAAAAUUGAAAACACAAAAAUGAAAAUCCAACCAGGUCCAGCACUGUCAGUGAGGUUCUUUGUACAGUAUAACCCUCUUAAUAAAGUGCCUCGACUGCAAGCUGUUAGAUUGAAUGGCAGAGAGAUAUGCAAUGCUAACUCUCCUCAGCCAGCUAUUGACAGAGUCGACACGGUAAGGCCACCUGUCAGUAGACCCAGACCUGAGUCUAGGCCAGAAAAUUCAAGACCAGAAAGUUCUAGACCAGAAAGUUCUAGACCCGUUGAUAGGCCACUAGAGAGACCAGAAGAUAUCAGACCAAACGAAAGGCCAGACCGCCCGUUAGAACGGCCACAAAAACCAAGUAUUAGACCUGAAGAUAAACCAAUAACGAAACCUGUAUAUGGAAGACCUUCAGGAGAUGGACCAGUUUAUAUACCAACUUCUAAUCCAUCAGCGGGACAAGGCAACGCCAACCCGUACAGUAUCGGUGAUGGCCAAGUACCAGGUCAGAGCGUUACAGAAAGUCGUCCCAAGAAUCGACUGACUACUACAUCUUACCGGCCACCCGUACACAAAGAUGACGAUGAUUAUGAUAGUUCCAGCGAUCCUUCGGACUACUUCAGCGGCGGACCGCUCGUUGUGACGCCAAAUAAAGUUACCGAGGUCUUCGGAGGAGCCCAGAAAAUUAGCCAAUGCGGUAAAGUAUUGCGAAAUAACCCAAAUCCUCUCGUCGUGAACGGGAAGCCCACUUUAGAAGGACAAUGGCCAUGGCAAAUAGCACUCUAUCAUACCCAGGUGGUCGACAGCAAGUACAUCUGCGGCGGAACCCUCAUCUCUCACAAGCACGUCAUCACCGCCGCGCACUGCGUCACUCGCAAGGGAUCCAACCGCCCAGUCAACAAGAACACACUUACCAUAUAUCUUGGCAAACAUAACUUAAGGACGUCUGUUGAAGGUGUUGAAAUUCGUCUGGUAUCGCAAAUAGUAGUUCACCCACAGUACAACGCUUCUUCGUUUAGUAUGGACGCCAGUAUCUUGAAGAUGCGUCAACAAGUUGAAUACACGGAGUUCGUGAGAGCUGCCUGUCUGUGGCCCGAAGACCAAAUAGAUUUGAGCAAUGUUAUAGGAAAGAAGGGUUCCGUGGUAGGAUGGGGCUUCGACGACACUGGAAUCGCAACUGAAGAACUGACGUACGUCGAGAUGCCGAUCGUCGACACGGAGACGUGUAUCCGUUCUUACAGCGAAUUCUUCGUUAAAUUCACUUCAGAAUACACGUACUGCGCCGGAUACAGAGACGGAUCAACAAAUGAACGUACCGGGAUUAGAAAAAGUACAUCCGUCUGCAAUGGUGACAGCGGAGGCGGUAUGGUGUUUUAUAUGGGAGGCUCUUGGUACCUUCGCGGUCUUGUCUCCCUGUCUGUUGCGAGGCAAAAUGAAUUCAGAUGCGAUCCAACCCACUACGUAGUUUUUACUGACUUAGCUAAAUUCUUGCCGUGGAUUAAAAAUAAUGUCGACAGUUACUAGUUUAAUGAAGCCCUUUUUUAAAUAUUUGAUAUGAUGAUAUUUUUUUUUUAAUUCAAAAACCGCCAUGACAUAAAUAUGUGGGUUUAAUUUUUUCAUCUCAUAUUUAAAUGUAAUGUAAUUUUCUCUUUGUAGAUUCUGUUAUUUAUUAUGUGACAUUAUCAUGAUUAUGAUGUAUUAAAUUUGACAUAACGUAAUUUUAACAAUAAAAAGAAGAAUUAUACUUAUCAUGACAAAAGUAGAAAAUAAAGUAUAUUUAACAAAA
Melitaea cinxia (Glanville fritillary) is the source of this 2105-nucleotide messenger RNA. Its product is annotated as CLIP domain-containing serine protease 14D-like. Gene Ontology annotation, molecular function: serine-type endopeptidase activity. Gene Ontology annotation, biological process: proteolysis. Lineage: Eukaryota; Metazoa; Arthropoda; Insecta; Lepidoptera; Nymphalidae. The transcript has 11 exons. Bases 86 to 1843 code for a protein of 585 amino acids. The record is from RefSeq and is a predicted model, not a curated record.